Pseudo-nitzschia multistriata is the source of this 969-nucleotide messenger RNA. NCBI's taxonomy places the organism in Eukaryota, Bacillariophyta, Bacillariophyceae, Bacillariales, Bacillariaceae. The record is from the annotation of a GenBank genome assembly.
CUAUCGUGGCSUACGGUGCCAUCCCUUGGGUCCAACGAAUAGACAUUUCGACUCAAACGCGAGGUGGAGCGUUCGCAUUGCAAAAGACAAUACUCUAGCACAAACGGAACUAUGGUGGAAGAACACGGAGCAUUGACGGUCGCCGAUUUGUGCAGCACAAGCAACGAAAGCAGCUCGUAUACUUACGGGUCAAGAUAUGAAUCAGACGACCACAGCAGUACCAUCGAUUGUAUCGAUGACGAUAGUUUCUUGGCCAACAACAGUCUUUGCAAGCAGCACAGAUCUUCGUUAAAAAUGCUGGAUUCUCUCCGAAAAGAGGUCGUCCAAAUGAUCAGAAGCGACGGCAAAAACCCAUAUGGAACACCGGCUGCGUCGCCGCGAGACGUGAUGAUCGAUCUCACCAAAACCAACGCUGGAGAUUUUUCGUCCCCGCUUGGCUCGCCCGUUAACUCGCGACGAAACACAAAGCUUUCGCCUGGUCUGGUGACGCCUCUGUCCAUCCCGUCGCUGAGCAACACGGAAAAUACGACGCGCUGCCAGAGUUUAGUUACCAACCACGGCCAAAASGACGAUUACACCUUUUGCUCGAUGGACGAUUCGAUAAACCAGGAAAUGAAUSUCUUGAAGGAGGUCGCAACGGAGCUGGAAAAAGAACUGAGAGAAACGAAUAUCAACACGGUGUUCGAAGCGAUCGAGAGAAUAGGCGAGUCAAACAAUCCCGAAAUUAAGAGUGUGCUCAUGUCCGAAGACAGAGAUGUAAUUCGAGAGGGCAUCCGCAACGAGUUACAGAAAGAAGAAGAAUUCUUGUACGCACAGGAUUCCGUGAAGCCAUUUCACGUUCACCUUAUGGAAUUCGUCGAAAGUUUUGAGGGUGGCUCGAUGAACAUCAAGGUUUUGGCCGUGGCUAUUGCGUUUAGUUUGAUACGCAAUUGGAUCUUAGGUUGGUGAGAAUCAAGAAGCAGAGCCGUU